Molecule: messenger RNA, 642 nt
Organism: Jaculus jaculus (lesser Egyptian jerboa)
Lineage: Eukaryota; Metazoa; Chordata; Mammalia; Rodentia; Dipodidae
Product: interleukin-6-like
Exons: 5
Coding region: 1-642 (213 amino acids)
Biological process (GO): T-helper 17 cell lineage commitment; immune response; positive regulation of cell population proliferation
Cellular component (GO): extracellular region
Molecular function (GO): interleukin-6 receptor binding; growth factor activity; cytokine activity
Source: RefSeq, a predicted model, not a curated record
AUGUCUGUGGCUCAUUCUGCACUUGAGCCCACCAGACACGAAAGAGAGCUCCUUCUGCGCUCCAGGAACCAAAGCUAUGAAGUUCCUUUGCACAAUUUCACCUUUCUGGAAAAUACAGAAAUGAUCGAAUUCCUGGAAGAUACAGAGUGGCCCACUCUCAGCUCCACAUCUAGUCAUGGCUUCUUAAGGUCUCCUUUUCCCCUGCCCAAAAUGUGUGACAAUGAUGAAGACUGUUUGGACAAUGAGGAGGCACUGUUAGCAAACAAUCUCCACCUUCCAACAAUGACAGAAAUAGAUGGAUGUUUUGAGACUGGAUACAAUUGGCAUCGUUGCCUGUUGAAAACUACCUCCGGUCUUCUGGAGUUCCAGAUCUACCUGGAGUAUAUCCAGAACCACUUAAGUGAUGAUCAGAAGGACACAGCCAGAGAUAUUCAGAGCAAUUCCAAAUUCCUGGUUCAGAUCUUGAAACAAGAGAUAAAGAAUCCAGAUGAAAUAGUCUUUCCUAAUCCAACUGCCAAAGCCAGCCUGAUGGAGAAGCUGGAGUCACAGGAGAGGUGGCUGAAGGUCAUCACUGUGCACCUCAUCCUCCGCAGCCUCCAGGAUUUCCUGCAGUACGCCCUCCGGGCUACGCGGCAACGCUAG